Molecule: messenger RNA, 1476 nt
Organism: Bombyx mori (domestic silkworm)
Lineage: Eukaryota; Metazoa; Arthropoda; Insecta; Lepidoptera; Bombycidae
Product: serine/threonine-protein phosphatase 1 regulatory subunit 10-like
Exons: 1
Coding region: 1-1476 (491 amino acids)
Cellular component (GO): chromatin; PTW/PP1 phosphatase complex
Molecular function (GO): metal ion binding; protein phosphatase 1 binding
Source: RefSeq, a predicted model, not a curated record
AUGUUUAUGGAUGCACUCAAUGCUUCAGCGACAAAUAAGAAGGAACCAAAGAAAAGAAAAAGGCGUACGAGCGGAUCGAAGGAUGGCAAUCCUAAUGACGGAUCACCUCCACCUACACCGACAUCACUCAGUAGUCCCACAAGCGAAAGUAAAUCUGUACCGCCAAGGUUUUACCAAGAUACUUUGGAUGCAGAAGAACGUAAAGACAAAAGUCAUGAAAGUAAAGAACCAGUUAGUCCCGUGACCACAGAAAAUGAAGUCGAAGACGACAAGAUGGACGUUUCUGGGCCGCAUACAUUAACAGUUAAUGGAUUAAAAGGGGUUUUAUGUUAUCAUAGAAAAAAAGGUCCCAAAAAGAACAUUAAAUGGAAACCUGACAGUGAACUAGAAACAAUUCAUGUAUUUGACCUGGAUGAGACUGAAAGAAUAAAUGUCACCAAAACAUUCACGGAUAUGAAAUAUUUAGAAAGAAUACACGAAAGGGAAGCUUUCGAAAAAGCAAGAAACCUUAGUAAUGACGACGUUAUGGAAGAACGUACAAAUUGGAAGCCUUUGAUUUUAGUAGAUUUAGAAGGACAAUUACAAGUAGAUUAUGGCAAAAACAGUAAAGAGAAAGAUAUACAGGCACUACGACAAAAAGUAACCUUACAACCUUUAUAUUUCAACAAGGCAAUGAUUCCUGAUUCCCCAAUUGAACCAGAAUUAGAAACUCACACCUAUUCUGAACCCUCAAUAAUUCCCUUGGAAGAUGUCACUGGAAAUCAAGAUAAUAUAAGUGAUUUUAGAAAUAUGCCUUGGCCUGAACCGAGAGGUAAUGCUCCACCCCAAACACCGAGUAAUAUGACUGUUGGUGCUAGUCCAUUAUUCCCUAACAAUCUCACACAAUUUUCAAACACUUUUCCUAAUACGCAAUUUCCUGGAGUACCACCUGCCUUCCAAGGCCCUAACAUCGUUCCUGGUGAGUGGCAAAAUGGAAUACCCCAACAGAUGAUACCAAAUGGAAUGCCUGGUCCAAUAGGAACCCACAAUUUAGCACCAGGUGUGAUGCCUCCCGGAAGCCAUCCACAAGGUAUGAUGAUUUCACCUGAGACUAUGAUGAUGGCUCCGGAGAUGUUCGGAAACCCAACUCCAAUGAUUCCUGUACCACCGGAAAGUUUCAAUAUGCAACAGAAUAUGUAUCCGAUGGAUUUCAACAUGGUAGGUCCUCCGGGACCGGGCCCCGAAGGUUUUAAUGGCCCUGGCCCUGGUUCUGGUCCCGGACCUGGUAAUUUUAGAGGAGCCAUGCGUGGUCGCGGUGUCAAUGGUCAUUGGCGCGGAAAGGGUGCGGGGAACUGGGAAAAUCCGUCCAGGGGUGGUAGAGGAGGAGGCCCUCGCGGGAACCGAAAGACAAUUUGUAUGUAUUUUCAAAGGAAGGGAUCUUGUCGGCAGGGCGAUAAUUGUACAUUCUUGCAUCCAGGUGUGAACUGUCCUUUUUAA